Messenger RNA from Perognathus longimembris pacificus (Pacific pocket mouse), 4730 nucleotides. It is a transcript of the gene Sobp, whose product is annotated as sine oculis binding protein homolog. The transcript has 5 exons. The record is from RefSeq and is a predicted model, not a curated record. Gene Ontology annotation, biological process: animal organ development. NCBI's taxonomy places the organism in Eukaryota, Metazoa, Chordata, Mammalia, Rodentia, Heteromyidae. Gene Ontology annotation, cellular component: nucleus. Bases 824 to 3034 code for a protein of 736 amino acids.
AAAAUAUGUAAUUUGUGAAAUAGGAAAGGACAUUAAAAUGAUAGUAUGUAGUCCAUUAAGGUAAAGAAAAUGCUGCAUAUAGUUCUGUGUGGUGCUACUCAGGGGGAAAGAGCCAUGUCUCUGCAUUACAAAUUAGUUUGCUUCUAAUUUUGCAGGCUGUUGACCACACUGCCUCAAACCAAAUCUUUUCCCUGGAUAUGGAGUGAUUGCAUGACAGACUCUAUGAACCAUGAAUAUGUCAACAACUCAUGGGCCAGGCCUUGCUUAGCAAUUAGUCUUUGGGGGAUUUUAUUCAGAAAUCAGACAACACUAGAUCAGAGCUUGUUGGGGAUUCUGUGAUUACUAGUUAUGUCUGGAGCAUGAAUCUGGAUUAGUACAAAAAAUCUGUAAAGGAAGAAAAGCUGUGACUAGUGGUGUCAACAUGCACAUACACACACAUGCACACUCACACACAUCCUCAUUUGGGAGGAUAGUGAACACUCAACAUAAAGCACAAGUCCCUAGAAGGAAGCAAGAAAAUACUUCUUUCUCCUAAAGGAGGCCAAUGUUUCCCUAACUUCAGCCAUUUAAACAUUACCAUCCCAAUUCGUCAUAACUCCUUACUGCCUGCACUACAAUUUACUCUAUGCAUUUUUUUUAAGGAACUUUCUUUGAAACCCCACUUUUGUUUUAAAUAGUAAUGAGUGUGAUAUUAUGGGCAUGAGUUGGAUAUCAUUGUGCCUGUUAAAUUUGCUUUCAUCUCACACAGAGGAAAUGAAAUGCAGCACUUUAAAUAUUAGAAGUAUGAUCUUACCAUCUAAAAUCACUUUGCAAACCAUUCAACAUGGAAGAUGAUGUGUCAAAUGUACAAAUAAUGUGUGCCUGGUGCCAGAAAGUGGGAAUCAAGCGCUAUUCCCUGAGUAUGGGGAGCGAGGUGAAAAGCUUCUGCAGCGAGAAGUGCUUUGCGGCCUGCCGGCGAGCCUACUUCAAGAGGAACAAGGCUAGAGAUGAAGAUGGACAUGCUGAAAAUUUUCCCCAGCAGCACUAUGCUAAGGAAACUCCAAGGCUUGCCUUCAAGAAUAACUGCGAACUACUUGUAUGUGACUGGUGUAAGCACAUAAGACACACAAAAGAAUACCUGGAUUUUGGGGACGGGGAAAGAAGGCUUCAGUUCUGCAGUGCAAAAUGUCUCAAUCAAUACAAAAUGGACAUUUUCUACAAAGAGACACAGGCCAAUCUUCCAGCUGGGCUGUGCGGCACAUUACACCCUCCCAUGGAAAAUAAAGCAGAAGGCCCCGGGGUGCAGCUGCUCACUCCAGACUCUUGGAAUAUCCCGCUCACUGACGCUCGGAGGAAGGCUCCCUCCCCCGUGGCUGCCGCUGUCCAAAGCCAGGGCCCCGGCCCAUCCUCGUCCACCACCGUCUCUCCAUCUGACACCGCCAACUGCUCUGUCACGAAAAUCCCCACUCCGGUGCCCAAGUCUCUCCCCAUCAGCGAGACGCCAAGCCUCCCUCCGGUCUCUGUGCAGCCGCCUGCCAGCAUCGGGCCUCCCCUGGGCGUCCCUCCUCGCAGCCCUCCGAUGGUGAUGACCAACCGCGGCCCGGUGCCGCUGCCCAUCUUCAUGGAGCAGCAGAUCAUGCAGCAGAUCCGCCCGCCCUUCAUCCGCGGGCCCCCGCACCACGCCUCCAACCCCAACAGCCCUCUGUCCAACCCCAUGCUUCCUGGCAUCGGGCCCCCGCCCGGCGGCCCCAGGAACCUGGGCCCCACUUCCAGCCCCAUGCACCGGCCCAUGCUGUCGCCCCACAUCCACCCCCCGAGCACCCCCACCAUGCCCGGGAACCCUCCGGGCCUGCUGCCCCCGCCGCCCCCGGGCGCCCCCUUGCCGAGUCUUCCCUUCCCGCCGGUGAGCAUGAUGCCCAAUGGCCCGAUGCCUGUGCCCCAGAUGAUGAAUUUCGGGCUGCCGUCGCUCGCGCCCCUGGUGCCGCCCCCCACCCUGCUCGUGCCCUACCCGGUGAUCGUGCCCCUGCCCGUGCCCAUCCCCAUCCCCAUCCCCAUCCCUCACGUCAAUGAUUCCAAGCCCCCCAAUGGAUUCUCCAGCAACGGGGAGAGCUUCAUUCCGAGCGCCCCGGGCGACUCCUCGGCGGCGGGGGGCAAGCCCGGAGGACGCUCCUUGUCCCCCCGGGACUCCAAGCAGGGCUCGUCCAAGUCCUCGGACUCGCCGCCCGGCUGCUCGGGCCAGGCCCUGAGCCUGGCGCCCGCGGAGCCCGGCCGGAGCGAGGUGGUGGACCUGACCCGGCGCGGAGGCAGCCCCCCGGGCGCGGGCGGCCAGCCGGGCUUCCCGGGCGUGCUGCAGGGCCCGCAGGACGGGGUCAUCGACCUGACGGUGGGCCACCGGGCCCGGCUGCACAACGUGAUCCACCGCGCGCUGCACGCGCACGUCAAGGCGGAGCGCGAGCCGGGCGCGGCGGAGCGCAGGACCUGCGGCGGCUGCCGGGACGGCCACUGCAGCCCGCCCGCCGCCGGGGACCCGGGCCCGGGCGCCCCCGCGGGGCCCGAGGCCGCCGCGGCCUGCAACGUCAUCGUGAACGGCACGCGCGGCGCCGCGGCCGAGGGCGCCAAGGGCGCGGAGCCGCCGCCCGAGCAGCCGCCGCCGCCGCCGCCCCCGCCGCCGCCCCCGCCGCCGCCCGGGCCGCCCCGGAAGCUGCUGGCGCCCGAGGAGCCGGCCGUGAGCGAGCUGGAGUCGGUCAAGGAGAACAACUGUGCGUCCAACUGCCACCUGGACGGGGAGGCGGCCAAGAAGCUGAUCGGGGAGGAGACCCUGGCGGGGGGCGACAAGUCGGACCCCAACCUGAACAACCCCGCGGACGAGGACCACGCCUACGCCCUGCGCAUGCUGCCCAAGACCGGCUGCGUGAUCCAGCCCGUGCCAAAGCCCGCGGAGAAGGCGGCCAUGGCGCCCUGCAUCAUCUCCUCGCCCCUGCUCGGCGCCGGGCCCGAGGACCUGGAGCCGCCGCUCAAAAGGAGGUGCCUCCGAAUUAGAAAUCAGAAUAAGUAAAAGGAAUGAGCAUUCCCAGGGUACCUUGCAUGGAGAGGGCGCGGAGUAAACCAUGUCACGCCAUCCAAUGACACCAGCUGGUCAGCUCACCACCCCCUCUGGCUACAAGUCAAGCAAAUAAAGCCGCUUCCUGUCAUUAAGCAUCUCGGAGGAAGCAGCCCUCCCUUGGUGGCCUCCAGCCCAGAGAAGCCAGCACGCCUUGGACCCAGCAAGCAGGCCCAGCCUCCCUGCGCCAUCGGCUCUGCUUCUCCCCAGAGGAGCUUAGGGAUUUCACCCUGGUUUAACAACAACAACAACAACCAACAACCAACAAAACACCAACAAGCCACAAGGACCAAUGUAGGUAUUCUCCCCGCCCCAUCUUCAAGACUCAGCGGCUGAGGCUGGAAGAUGAUACGGACUGGAAAAGAAAACUCUUUUUUUUAAUCUUUUUAAAAACUGCUGUGGUUUUGCUGCUACACUAAGAAUUGUGAUUUGCAUUGUAUGGUUUUGGACCGAAGCUGUUCACGUUUUGAUGGCGGGGAGGGGUGGUGUCGGAGUCCUGAUACUUCAGAUUCAUCAUCUCUGUCCAGCCCAGGAUGCACUUUUAAAUGAAGAGUUAGAAUAUUUUAUUGGCUAAUAUACUUUUCUUGUUAUUUUUACAAAGGCCACCUUUCUCCUUUUUGAUGCCAUAUUUUCAGUGUUACACUUUUAUGGCUUUUAAUUUUCGAUUUGACAGAUGUAAGAAGCAGCAUGGAUAGUUUAUACUGUGGUUUUUUUUCAGAGACUGAAUGCCAAGAGAACUCGGUAAAUGUUUAUUCUUCUCAGCUUUCUCUUGAAAUUCCCCUAAAUAGCGCCCCAUUUGGGAACAGAGCAAGAGUGUUGAACUGAAGACCAAAAUACCCUCAAGGUGUAAAAUAAUCCGAGGGGGGAAUAUUUGCUGGGCGACACGAAAGACUCGGAUGAAAUUUCAACCGUGAUGGUUUUCGGUGAUCCAGGAAGUCAGUGAGACAAUCUCUCUCUACCAGAGCCCUUUCGUGAUAAUUAGAAUGGUAUGGACAAACCAAUGAAAAACGAGAGAAAGUGAGAAAGAUUGCCCAUGAUUCUGUUUCACUGUUUGCUUUCUCCUGUCAUGGUUAAGAGAAAUGUGCAAUUGGAUCCUCAGUCAGUGGGUGGAGGAUAACAGGGUAGAUUUACUUGUGUGCACUUGUACAGUUGUAGCUGCGAGUCCAGAAGUCCUGUAGAGCAUGUGUACUGGCCCUCAGUUGGUGAGGCAGUCGUGGAGUACCCCAGUCUGAUGAGUACAGAGAAAAAAGAAAAAAAAAUUAAGAAAAAAAAAUCAAAAAAAAAAAAAAAAAGGAAGAGAGAGAGAGAGAGAGAGAAGAAAACUUAAAAAAAAAUCACCUUGUGAUUCAGUGUAUCUGUUUACUAACUCAAAAGCAAUUGUUCCCUCUGGAGGGGUCCGGGCGCCCCGCCUCACCGGGCUGUGGCGCCUGCGCAGUGCACCGUGGGGAGGGCCGGGCCCUGGUUUCGUCCCGUCGGCCUUGUGGCACUGGGGCCCUAGAUGCGUGUACAUACUGUAUUUCUAUAUUCUCCUUUGUACAGUCACUUAACAAGUCAAGCUACUGUUUUACAGGUGCUCCUUAUUUAUUAGAGCUGUGAGAGCUUGGGGGACACACCUGGCGAGCGAGCUCGCUUUUUAAAAACGAAAUUGGGG